AUGUAUCUUGCUUGUGAGAGGAGUGGCCAAUAUAGAGCGACAAAAAAGUUAAAACAUGAUGGCAACAAUACAUCAAGAAUAACCGGUACGAAGAAGUGUGGUUGUCCUUUUGAUAUAAGGGCUCACAGGUUUAUCACACAUGAUGAAUGGGCAUUGACCGUAGUAUGCGGAUUGCAUAACCAUCCACCUGCGGAGCAUCUUGAGGGACAUUCAUAUGCGAGGAGGCUAUCAAAGGAUAAGAAAGAAUUGUUAAUGGAUAUGUCAAAGAGCAUGGUUCGGCCAAAAGAAAUCCUAGUAACCUUGAAACAGCGAGAUGCCCUCAAUAUAAGCACACUUAAAACCAUUUACAAUGUACGCUAUCGAAACAGGGUGGUACAGAGAGCUGGAAGAUCACAGAUACAACACUUAUUGGGUGAAUUGGCCAAGUAUAAUUACAUUGAGCGCCAUCGGUUUGAAGAGUCCACGAUGACUUAUAAGAAGAUCGAUAACUAUGCGUGGGUGUUAGCUACAUUGUGUGAUGUCAUGGAUGGUUUUGUUGUGCCAACAAUUAUUGUUACUGACAGAGAGCUAGCCUUGAUGAAUGCCAUACAUAAGAUAUUCCCUAGUGGCAGACAUUUAUUAUGUCGUUGGCAUAUCAGUAAGAAUGUGUUGACCAAAUGCAAGAAAAUGUUUGAGACACAGCAAAAAUGGGAGAAGUUCAACCAUGAGUGGAACUCUGUAGUGUAUUCAUCUUCUGAAAUUCAAUACGAGGAGCGUCUUAAAUCAUUACUUAAGGAAUUCAGUAGUUAUCCUGAUGCAGUCAAAUAUGUCAUGGAUACUUGGUUGGUUCCUUACAAGGAGAAAUUUGUGGCGGCAUGGACAGACACGUGGCUGAGAGUGCACAUGCAAAACUUAAAAGACAAUUGGGUUCAUGUCAAGUCUCAUUUUAGGGAGCUACAGGGUAAUGUGUCUAUCUCUGCAUUGGAGUAUUUGCAUGUAGAGAGCAAGAGAGCCAAUUCCAUUGGUAUUGAUGUUGAAGCUUGUGGAUGCGUCCUUCGCUACACUCAUGGUUUACCUUGUGCCCAUAAGAUUGCUGACUACAUCAGACAAGAUUGUCCUAUACCACUUGCUACCAUUCACUCACAGUGGAGGCAACUUCAUAUCUCCAUAUGCAAGAAAAAAGAGGAAACAGAGGUGAGUUGUCAUGCAGAAGUAGAGUUAUUUGUGAACAAGUUUAAUGAAAGUGAUAGAACCAUGCAGUUGGAGCUUUUGAAGAAAUUGAAAGAGAUUGUAUAUCCAGGAAGAACUUUUCUUGUUGAGCCAAAGAUCAAUGUUUCUACCCGUCGUGACCCGUGUGCAUUUGAGUUGGUGCAAUCUGGACAUGAUUCAUUCUCACCUAGGGACACGCAAAUCACUACAUUAGCUUCUACUCUGGAAACCAAGAAAAAACGACAUGUUAAGAGAAAGGAGAAGGAGAAUGCAAAAGGGAAGGUAUACAUUACUAGAACAGUAGAACCUGGUGCAUAUGUUGAUGCUUUCUCUUCUAGGUUGAAACCAUAUAUUAAGUUUGUCAAGGAUGUAGCUGCAGAUGGGAAUUGUGGUUUUAAGGCUAUAGCUGCUUCAAUUGGUCAUACAGAAGAUGAUUGGGCACAGGUUAGGCAUGAUCUGUUGGGUGAGCUGCACACACACAAAGAGGAAUACAUUACACUUUAUGGGUCCUACGAAAGGUUUGAAGAAUUGACAAGCAUAUUGUCAUACUUUGAAGAUAGUCCUGGAUACUCACAUUGGAUGACUAUGCCAGACAUGGGGCAUCUUGUUGCGUCGUGCUACAAUCUUGUGUUAUACCACUUGUCAUUACAGCAAUGUCUCACAUUUUUACCUCUUAAAACAGUGCCAGUACCUCAACUUGAUAGACGUGAGAUUGCCAUUGGGUUUGUCAACGGAAAUCAUUUCGUCUGGGUUUUGUUGCAGCCAGGCCAUCGAGUUCCUCCUAUAGCCACUAAUUGGCGAAAAUACCGUCACCCUUGCACUGUCAACUGGGAUGAUGCAUAUGUGCGUUGCAUUCAACAUUUCAAGGACAUUAUUUAUGAUAAUGUAGCUACUCGAGAGACAUUUGAUGUUGUUAAUGUCACAUGA
Camellia sinensis is the source of this 2115-nucleotide messenger RNA. The record is from RefSeq and is a predicted model, not a curated record. Lineage: Eukaryota; Viridiplantae; Streptophyta; Magnoliopsida; Ericales; Theaceae.